CUCUGACUUCCAGCAGUGACCCUGGCUGUCCCUUGCUCAUAACACUUCCUAGCUUCCUGUCACCUCUAGGACAGAGUCCCAAAGCUCCAGCCUGGCUUUUGAGGCCCUGUGUGGUCUGACCCCUGCUGACAACUUCAGGCUCCUAGCCCAGCACUUCCUGCUAGCACUCUGCGCUGUAGCACAGCUCAUGCAGUUACACUCAUUCAACAUUUAUGGAGUAGUAUCUCAAUGAGGAUGCAUGUAACUGCAGGUAAUAGAAAACCAAACUCAGGACUGGGUGUCGUGGCUCACGCCUAUAAUCCCAGCACUUUGGAGGCCGAGGAGCCCUCCUUAUGGACCUGGAGACCCCAGAGGAGAUGCAGGCUCGGAGCCUGGGCAGGCCCAUCAAAUCCUCAAAGCAGUACCUGCGGCAGGUCAUUGCAGACUACAAGGCACUGGACCGAGAACUCCCGUGCAUCCGGAAGUUCCCCACACCACCAGCUGUCCAGCCCCUCUGCCUCUGCAUGGAGACCUUGCCCGAGGAGGAUUUUACCCACCUGGAGGUGCUGCAAGCGCUGGAGGCCCAGUUACCGGGGGCCAUGGAGAGCGGGCGCGUGAGCAGCAUCCGCUUUGAGAACAUGAACGUCAUCUGUGGGACUGCUGGCCGCCGGAACCGGUGGCUCAUUGCGGCCACGGACUUCCAGACGCGCUCACGCUUGCUGCGCUCCGGGCUCAGUCCCCGCGGGCUUGCGCACCAGCUAGUGCGCCACGACGACCUCCUGCUGGGCGACUACCGCCUGCACCUGCGCCGCUCCCUGGUCCGGCGGCGCAUGCUCGAGGCCCUGGGGGCGGAGCCUAACGACGAGGCCUGACGCCCGGGCCGGCCCCGACAGCGCUUGCGCACCGCCCCGCGGGCUGGGACCACCCACCCGGAGCCCCGGAGGAUAGG
This is a messenger RNA of Symphalangus syndactylus (siamang), 928 nucleotides long. RefSeq names its product chromosome 13 C19orf81 homolog (gene C13H19orf81). The record is from RefSeq and is a predicted model, not a curated record. NCBI's taxonomy places the organism in Eukaryota, Metazoa, Chordata, Mammalia, Primates, Hylobatidae.